UAGUUAUUUUACAGCUUGUCUGCUUUGUUUUUGUGUCAAUUUCUGAUGUCAUAUCGUUAGUGAAAUUGUCUUGUGAUUAGAAAGUUAUUUAUUGCUGUAAUUAAAAUUUAAAUAUAUUUCUUGAAAUAAUAAAAAUAUAUAAGGAUAACGGAUUCUGUACUGUACUAAGUUGGUGGUGAUGAUGGGUAUGAUAGUUGGUACAAGACUCUUAUUUCUCCUGACCCCCCGUGGCGGUGACAUUGUCGCAGAACGUUACAGAGUCCUUGCAGAAAGAAUUUCCCUUUAGAAAAUUCAUUUCUGUUAAGAGAUUUGUGCAAUGGCGGGAUUGUUUGGUGGUCGUACUUCAACAUUUGACAAGUUAUUCGAAAAAGCCACUAGUCAUCUUUUGUUGGAACCUGAUUGGGAAAGCAUUUUGAAUAUAUGUGACAGUAUUCGUCAAGGAGAUGUGCCACCAAAAUAUGCUGUUUCCUGUAUAAAGAAGAAACUUUAUGCUACUAAUCCUCAUGUGGUUCUGUACACUUUACAGGUAUUGGAAUCUUGUAUGAAAAACUGUGGCAGUCCCAUUCAUGCCGAAGUAGCAUCCCGGCCAUUCAUGGAAGAGUUAAAAGAUUUAAUUAAGGCCACUACCAAUGAAAAUGUGAGGAAUAGAAUAUUGGAGUUAAUUCAGGUUUGGGCUCAUGCCUUCAGAAAUGAACCAAAGUAUCGUGCUGUUCAGGAUAUAUUCAACAUGCUAAAAGUGGAAGGCUACAAGUUGCAAAUUUUGAAGGAAAGUGAUGCAAUGUUUGUUGCUGAUACUGCUCCUGACUGGUCGGACGGAAGUUGUUGUCAUCGAUGCAGAACUCAAUUUACUGUUAUUCAAAGGAAGCAUCAUUGUAGGAAUUGCGGUCAGAUAUUUUGCAACAAGUGCUCGUCUCGCAGCUGUCCCAUUCCCCGCUUUGGUAUCGAGAAAGACGUCAGAGUGUGUGAAGCAUGCUGGGAAAAAUUGACCAAGCCAUCGACCAAAUCGAUUUCUCCUCAGCCUGAGCAACUUUCUCCUACAACUACUUCUCAAGAGUCUUCAACAAGUAAAAGUGAACAAGAACUCAAAGAAGAGGAAGACUUACAACUGGCUCUUGCUUUAUCACAGAGUGAAGCAGAAAGUAAAGAAAAUAAAAAAUCAUCUGCCAAAACAGUUGUGUACUCUUCUUUUACACCAGUAGAGGAAAGUGUAGCACCAGAGAAAAAAAGUUCACCUGUUGACAGUGAAUUGGAUCGUUACUUAAAUAGAUCCUACUGGGAACAGCGACAACAGCAGCAGAAGGAAGAAAUUGUUCUGUCCCCUUCUGAGACUAGGAGCAGCCCUACUCCCAGUGCCCCUGUACCCAAUUCAGGACCUCCUACCAUCAGUUAUGGAAAAAGUAGGAUCUCUGAGAAAUAUCAAAAUGGUGAAGUGGAUGAACUGACUGAUUUUCUGAGGAAUCUCAGAACAACUGUGGAGAUAUUUGUAAAUCGAAUGAAGAGCAAUUCCAGCAGAGGGCGCCCCAUUGCAAAUGACACGCAUGUCCAAUCACUCUUCAUGAAUAUUACCAAUAUGCAUUCUCAGCUUCUGAAAUAUGUCCAAGAACAAGAUGAUAUGAGAGCUUACUAUGAGAGACUUCAGGAUAAGCUGAGCCAGGCACGUGAUGCUAGGGCUGCACUGGAUGCUCUACGGGAGGAACAUCGCGAAAGAAUGAGGCGAGAAGCAGAAGAGGCAGAGCGGCUGAGGCAGAUACAAAUGGCUCAGAAGUUGGAAAUAAUGCGCAAAAAGAAACAGGAGUAUUUGCAGUACCAAAGGCAGUUGGCCAUCCAGAGGAUGCAAGAGCAGGAACGGGAAAUGCAACUUCGCCAGGAGCAACAGAAGCAGCAGUACCAAGUGAUGCCCCAAGCUGCCCCAUAUCCACAGCAACAUGCAUAUGUUCCACCCUCUCAAAACUAUGGAGUGCUCCCUCCUCCCAAUGGCAAUGAUCCAAGUAUGCAACAACAACAACCUUAUCAUCCUUCCUUCAAUCCUCAAAUGGCAGACUAUCGACAACAACCCUACUCUAUGCAAGUCCCUGUGUCAAUGCCUCCAGGAGCACCUUUUCCCCAACAGCCAGGAAUUCCAACAUCUGCUGCUCCCAUGAGCCAUCAGAUGAUGAUGCCCCCACCCCAACAUGUCCAAAUGAUGCCUCCUCAGCAGCAGCCUAUGAUGCAACAAAACCAACCCAUGCUCCCAGAUGCUUUACCUCACUCCCCACAACACCAGGAGCAACAGCAGCAACACUGUGAUCCCCUUAUUGUGUUUGACUGAUCCUCAAUUAAAUUGCAAUUUAUUUCUUUUGAGUAAAAUAUGGCAUUUUUAUUUAAAAGAAGAAAAAAUGUACAUUGUAUUUGAUUGCUUCCUAUUGUUAAUUUUUCCUUCUUGAUUUAGUGGAUAUAAUUAUCUAUCUAUAUAUAAUAUAUAUUUGUUAUGAAUAAUUUUUGGUGUAGCUUCAAUAAAAUGCUCUUCUUUUAA
Messenger RNA from Parasteatoda tepidariorum (common house spider), 2512 nucleotides. The record is from RefSeq and is a predicted model, not a curated record. NCBI's taxonomy places the organism in Eukaryota, Metazoa, Arthropoda, Arachnida, Araneae, Theridiidae.